Molecule: messenger RNA, 1665 nt
Organism: Sparassis crispa
Lineage: Eukaryota; Fungi; Basidiomycota; Agaricomycetes; Polyporales; Sparassidaceae
Exons: 10
Coding region: 1-1665 (554 amino acids)
Source: RefSeq, a predicted model, not a curated record
AUGGCGGUCACGGCGUCCAACCCCGACCAAACCACCGGUAGUGACGACGCAUAUAAACCCCGAACUCUCAUUCUAUGCUUUGACGGAACGGCAGACCAGUAUGAUGGCUAUAACACAAAUGUGGUCAAGCUGUACGGUCUGUUGAAGAAGGACGAUUCCGAACAAUUAUGCUAUUACCAGCCUGGCGUUGGAACAUACAUCAACCCUGGGAUGGUGUCCCCUCUCUUCCAGUGGGCCGCCAAAAUACUGGACGAAGCUUUCGCUUGUUAUCUGGAUGCUCAUGUUCGGGAAGGCUAUGAAUUUCUCAUGCAGACAUAUCGACCGGGAGAUAAAAUUUGUAUUUUUGGUUUUUCUCGUGGAGCAUACACAGCCAGGGCACUUGCUGGAAUGCUUCACAAGAUUGGUCUUCUUCCUCGAGAGAACAUGGAACAAAUUCCAUUUGCAUACAAAUUAUACAAGAAGACCGAUUCCACCAGCCUUGAGCUCGCGGCUGGCUUUAAAGAAACCUUCUGUAGAACUGUGCACAUCGAAUUUGUCGGGGUCUGGGAAACAAUUGCGAGCGUCGGCCUCAUAGUAGGCCGAACGCUCCCAUUUGUCACUGCCAACACGACAGUGAAGACAUUUCGUCAGGCCUUAUCCCUGGACGAGCACCGCGCUCGCUUCAAACCCAAUUUGUAUCAUCGCAAUCCAUCAGCAGAUGGCACUGCCGCCUCCACGCGGAAAGGAACCGGUGACGGCGUUAGUGAUGCCAAAACCAAAGAGCGGUUUCCCAAAUUCAAGAUCUGGGAAUUUGGCAGGUCAGCAACCCAGGAGAAGUCUGCCAAGGCGAAGGCGAGGGCUGUCGAGGUGAAGGUGAAGGAGAAAUCUGACAAGACUGACGAGGCAGUAAAGAAAUUGACUUCCUGGCUUUCACGUGGCCGACAAAAACAGAAGACCAAGGGGAAAGAGACCGAUGAGGCUGUUGGGUUAGCAAAUCUCAUGACUGUCGUGGUCGAGAGCCAAGGUGACGCAGUUGAUGAAAUCAUCGUGAUGGACUCUCCAGACAGCAGCACAAACAAUGCAAUUGUCAAUACCGAUGUGCUCGAAGUUUGGUUCGCUGGCUGCCACUCUGAUGUUGGAGGGAGCGCUGUCUCGGAUUCGGUGAAGUCGAGCCUUUCAGACAUUACGCUCCGAUGGAUGGUGCGCGAGGUCGUGUUGGCGCAGUGCGGUAUUGCAUUCGACAGCGAAGCACUUGCGUCUGCGAACAUCCCAGAAGCUAUCUUCACUGUCGCCAACCCUUCAUGCCCCCCUACUACGGGCGAAGGCGGCGGAAGCACGGCUUCCCCUGAUCAGGCUCAGAGCCCAUCCGGUAGCUCAGAUGAACCGAUGAGCCAACCGCCGGAUCUCGCUGCGAUGGACAAAGUUGAUGCACUGCAGCCCCUCCAUGACGAGCUCGUAUCACAGCCGUUAUGGUGGCUGCUCGAGAUCGUUCCCCUGAAUUGUGCGUGGCAAGAUGCUGCACAUAAAUGGCACAGCACCUGGAGCAUCAACCUGGGUCGUGGUCGUAAGAUUUACGAGAAGAUUCCCCUGUUCCAUGUUACGGUGAAGGAGCGCAUGGAAGAUAAGACCUUGAAGUAUACUCCCAAGGCCAUCUGGACGCCAGGAACCGAAGUCUACGUUGUGUGA